CCUCCAGGAUCACACGGGAUCAAGUGGAGCUGCGUCUGCACCAGCAGACGAAGCAGCGGACCCAGAGCGUCAUGUGGGCCUGGAUGAAUCGCAACGCCUGCGUCUCCGACCUGCUCUGGAUCCUUGAGGACUUGCAACUUUACCUGGCCCGUGAUGUCAUUGCCUCGUGGCACCCUCCAGCGCCCUGCCCAAACCCCAGCGCACCACCCUCUCGCCUUCCGCCUGUCUUCCGCGAUCCCCCACGUGCCCCGGAUCCCGGUGGGGGUGGCAGCAGGGUGAAGACUUCUCUGUGGGACCCCCAGAAGGGAGCCUCCGCGCCUGCUGCAG
Gekko japonicus is the source of this 327-nucleotide messenger RNA. Its product is annotated as interleukin-1 receptor-associated kinase 1-like. NCBI's taxonomy places the organism in Eukaryota, Metazoa, Chordata, Lepidosauria, Squamata, Gekkonidae. The record is from RefSeq and is a predicted model, not a curated record. The transcript has 2 exons. The annotation marks the transcript as partial.